CCUUUUCUCACCGCACCGGCCCUCGGGACGUCGUCUGCUACAUACAGUAGGCCGCCGCCAAUCCUCGACGCACUCUCCGUCAGCCACUCUCCACCAUGGACGUUGCCGGCUUGCGGGACCGGAUCCAGGCGACGCUCGACGCGAAUGCCGCCGUUAGACAGCAGGCCGAGCUCGACCUCAAGCAUGCUGAAGAAAAGCCAGGCUUCACCGGCGGCCUGCUAGACAUUCUCGAGCAGGAGCAACACAACGCCGUGCGUCUGUCGACUGUCGUCUACCUCAAGAACCGCAUAUCCAAGGGCUGGUCACCUGCCGAGGAGUACAGCCAGGCCAUACCCAUACCAGAGGAUGAGAAGACUGCCUUCCGCAACCGUCUGAUCCCCGUCCUCGUCGCCUCUCCACCCCAAGUGCGCCUCCAACUCAUUCCUACCCUCCAGAAGAUCCUCGCAUAUGAUUUCCCCGCCAAAUGGCCGGAUUUCCUCGACAUCACUGUACAACUGCUGAAUGCUGGAAACAUUGAGUCGGUGUUUGCCGGUGUGCAGUGCUUGCUGGCGAUAUGCAAAAUCUACAGGUUCAAGUCUGGCGAGAACCGCGCAGACUUUGACAAGAUAGUUGCCAUGUCCUUUCCACAGUUGCUCAACAUUGGCAACUCACUGGCGGGUGAGACAAGCCUGGAAGCUGGCGAGAUAUUACGGACAGUGCUCAAGGUGUACAAGCACGCCAUCUAUUUCGAUCUCCCUGCAUCUCUCCGCGACCAACAAGUCAUGGUUGGUUGGUGUACCCUAUUCCUGACUGUGGUCGGCAAAGAGCCCCCUGAGUCAUCACUCCCCGAAGACCUCGACGAGCGCGAAGUAAACCACUGGUGGAAGGCAAAGAAGUGGUCUUAUGCAAACUUGAACCGAUUAUACGUCAGAUAUGGCAACCCUACUGCUUUGGGCAAGAACAACGAGGUCGACUACACCGAGGUAGCCAAGAACUUCAUUGCUAACUUUGCGCCUGAGAUUCUCAAGAUCUACCUCCAGCAGGUUGAGAAGUGGGUUGGAAAGCAGGUUUGGCUGUCAAAAGCCAGCUUGUACUACACACUCAACUUCCUCGACGAGUGCAUCAAGCCCAAAACCAUGUGGACUCUGCUCAAGCCUCACACCGACAACCUCAUUGCGCAUCUCGUAUUCCCAGUACUUUGCCAGUCCGACGAAGAUAUUGAGCUGUUCCAGGAGGAGCCACAGGAGUACCUGCACCGCAAGUUGAAUUUUUAUGAGGACGUGACUGCGCCCGACGUUGCUGCCACCAACUUCCUAGUCACUCUUACCAAGAGCCGCCGCAAGCAGACCUUUACUGUGUUGAACUUUGUCAACGAAGUCGUCAACCGCUACGAGGCCGCACCCGACAAUGAGAAGAACCCAAGGGAAAAGGAGGGUGCAUUACGUAUGAUUGGUACGCUAUCUGGUGUCAUUUUGGGCAAGAAGAGUCCCAUUGCGGACCAAGUCGAGUACUUCUUCGUACGACAUGUCUUCCCCGAGUUCCGAAGUCCCCAUGGCUUCCUCCGUGCGCGCGCAUGCGACACCCUGGAGAAGUUUGAGCAGCUCGAUUUCAAGGAUCAGAACAACCUCAUCAUCAUUUACCGCAACAUUCUCGAGUCCAUGGCCGACCCCACACUCCCAGUCCGCGUGGCUGCAGCUUUGUCACUUCAGCCACUCAUCCGUCAUGAUGUUAUCCGAAAUAACAUGAAACAAAACAUUCCUCAGGUCAUGCAGCAACUACUGAAGCUCGCAAACGAGGUCGAUGUUGAUGCCCUGUCGAACGUGAUGGAGGACUUUGUCGAGGUCUUUGCACCAGAGUUGACUCCCUUCGCCGUAGCGCUGAGUGAACAGCUGCGCGACACUUACCUGCGUAUCGUGCGAGAAUUGGUAUCGAGGAAUCAGGAGAAAGGUGAAGAUAGCGAGUAUGGUGACUUCCUUGAUGAGAAGAGCAUCACUGCGCUCGGUGUUCUGCAAACCAUUGGUACCCUCAUCCUGACUCUGGAGAGCACACCCGAUGUUCUCUUGCACUUGGAGACUAUCCUGAUGCCCGUCAUCACCAUCACUCUCGAAAACAAGCUCUACGAUUUGUACAACGAAGUCUUCGAGAUCAUCGACAGCUGCACCUUUGCCGCUAAGAGCAUCUCCGGCACCAUGUGGCAGGCGUUUGAGCUGAUACAUAGGACGUUCAAGGCUGGCGCUGAGCUCUACCUCGAAGAUAUGCUUCCUGCACUUGAAAACUUCGUCAACUAUGGUACUCCCAUGUUGGUCCAAAACCGAGCAUAUCUUGACGCCAUUGUCGACAUGGUCAGGACAAUCUUCAAGGACGACAAGGUUGGCGGCGUCGACCGGAUUUGCGGCUGCAAGCUAGCUGAGAUUAUCAUGCUCAACAUGCGCGGUUCUGUUGAUGACUACAUUCCAGAGUUCAUUGGACUAACCAUGCAUGUACUGACUAAUGAAGAGCCUAAGGUCAAGUCUCUGCGGAUACAUCUGAUGGAGGUGGUCAUCAACUCCAUCUACUACAACCCUGCAUUGGCAUUACACGUGCUCGAGAGCAAUGGAUGGACCAACAAGUUUUUCAGUCUCUGGUUCUCAAGCAUCGACCACUUCACCAGAGUCCACGACAAGAAGCUGUGCAUCUCGGCGAUCUGCGCUCUUUUGACACUGAGAGCCCAGGAUGUUCCUGUCAGCGUACAACAGGGCUGGCCACGUCUGCUACAGGGCGUCACGCGUCUCUUCCAAACACUUCCUGCGGCACUGAAGAACCGCGAAGAAGCGAAGAAGGAAGAUGCAUUUGACUACUCGGCUGAAUUUGAAGAGGAGGAAGACGAGGAGUGGGAGCAGGAAGCUGACUGGAGUAAUGAAGCUGAUGAAGCCGAGGAUGUCAAGGACGAGAGCGCCGCCUAUCUUGACUUCCUAAAUGAAGAGGCACAGAAAUUCAGCUCACUCGACGAUGAAGACGACGAUGAGCUAGAAGAGGAGAGUCUCUUGGAGACGCCCCUUGACAAGGUCGAGCCAUAUGGCAUGUUCAAGCAUGCAUUGCUCCGCCUACAACAAGAGCAACCUGCGCUCUACGAAGACCUUACCAAGAACCUCAGCCCAGAUGAGCAACAAAUCGUGCAAAGUGCCGUCCAUCAGGCUGAUGUCAUUGCACAAGCCCAAGCCGAAGCACGGGCUGCUGCAGCAAACGGACAGCCAUUGCCAUUGCCGCAGUAGAGUGGUUCCAACAACCAAAUCAUUUACCUCAACAAAACGGACAGUUUGCCGACGUGGCACGCAUGUGUGCCUUGACUCAGAGUGCAGCUGAUGAAGGCGACCCUUGGCUGUUUGGGUUGUGACGCCUCGGUUACAAAUACCUAUUGGCAGCCAUGCACAU
Messenger RNA from Bipolaris sorokiniana ND90Pr, 3390 nucleotides. RefSeq lists its product as uncharacterized. The transcript is spliced from 10 exons. Lineage: Eukaryota; Fungi; Ascomycota; Dothideomycetes; Pleosporales; Pleosporaceae. Gene Ontology annotation, molecular function: small GTPase binding. Gene Ontology annotation, cellular component: cytosol; nuclear envelope. The record is from RefSeq and is a predicted model, not a curated record. The coding region runs from base 96 to 3230 and encodes 1044 amino acids. Gene Ontology annotation, biological process: protein import into nucleus.